Molecule: messenger RNA, 600 nt
Organism: Solanum tuberosum (potato)
Lineage: Eukaryota; Viridiplantae; Streptophyta; Magnoliopsida; Solanales; Solanaceae
Exons: 2
Coding region: 1-600 (199 amino acids)
Molecular function (GO): nucleic acid binding; RNA-DNA hybrid ribonuclease activity
Source: RefSeq, a predicted model, not a curated record
AUGGCAAGGCGCACUACUCUUAUCCGCUCCACUCUUAACGGCCUUGCAAACCAUGUUAUGCAAUUCACUAUUCUUCCGAAACAGGAUUUGACCAAUGCACCUCCUAUGGACUGGAUUCCUAAAUUAAUCAAGCAAUCCGGGCAAACCCCUAUCUCUCCCGUUCCUUCGGCCACCCCUGUUUGCUUUGGUCUUUGGAUUAACAGAAACAAUAACCACUUUAACCAUACCAAUAAAUAUCCAGAUUACAGGCAACCUAUGCAAAGGGCAAUUGAAUUUCACUCUUUGGGACCAAAUUACAAACCCUCUCGAAUUCCCAUUUCCAUCGACUUAUCCUGGUCCCCUCCAACUAACGGUUUCAAAUUAAAUACUGAUGGGGCAUGCUCGCAGACUAGUACUCAAAAAGGAGGCUUUGGUGGAGUCAUUCGCGACUCUGCCGGAUCAUGGAUUAUUGGAUUCAUGGGAUCGGUACAAAACACAUCUCCUUUAGCUACUGAAAUGCUUGCGCUAUUUCACUGUCUACGCAUUGCUCAACUUCACAACAUACAACCAUUAGAAAUUGAAAUGGAUGCCCAGGCAGUCGUACAUCGAUCUACUUUGUAA